UCAAACCCUAACUUCAACCUCACAACACAUCGGCAAAGUUGAAGCGCAUUGCAUAGUGCAAGGCUGGGAUUGGUCGCCCAGGUUUAAACUGUGCAGUAGCGGAGGGCGGAUUUCUCGCGAAUGUACGUUAGAUUACCUAAGGUACGUACCUCUGAUGCUGCCUGGUGACAUCACCGGGUCACCCUUAGGAGCUUGGGCCACCUGCAGUUGGCAGGGGAGCUCUUUACCGUUGUGGAUGACCCCCGCAACUGUAUCGACCGUUCUUGCAAUGGUCGCUUGCGACAUUCUUCCACGUGCGAUCUGGUCAAUUAGGUUGAUCGCAGCGUCGUCUAGUGUUAAGGGGCCCGUGUAUACAUUGGCAGAGAGUAGCAGGACGACCCAGGCAGGUGAUGCUGUGUAUGGCGAUCUGACGGACGGCUGGUGUAGCACCACCUUCAAGGUGUCGCAGUUCCGUCCAAACUCUCAGCGUCGUCGAUUGAGUUGCCUAAUGGGUUCAGCACCGCACCUUCCGAUAUCCACCAGUUCUCUCCCGGAACCUAGAAUCUUGCAUCCGUCCGACUGUUCUCGACCUGUCACCUCACCCUCGCGGUCCCCUAAGCGAGAGGUCGCCUAAUUAACGCGUUACCGCAUCACCUUUUGCAAAGGGCGCCGUCAACACUCACAUCCUCGUGGUCUCGCCUUUCCUUGCCCGUGUUCGUGUCGCCGUACCGCCC
This is a messenger RNA of Canariomyces notabilis, 713 nucleotides long. RefSeq lists its product as uncharacterized. NCBI's taxonomy places the organism in Eukaryota, Fungi, Ascomycota, Sordariomycetes, Sordariales, Chaetomiaceae. The transcript has a single exon. The coding region runs from base 155 to 613 and encodes 152 amino acids. The record is from RefSeq and is a predicted model, not a curated record.